Messenger RNA from Cydia pomonella (codling moth), 8032 nucleotides. RefSeq names its product mitogen-activated protein kinase p38b-like (gene P38mapk). Bases 189 to 1388 code for a protein of 399 amino acids. Gene Ontology annotation, biological process: protein phosphorylation; intracellular signal transduction. Gene Ontology annotation, molecular function: MAP kinase activity; ATP binding. Gene Ontology annotation, cellular component: nucleus; cytoplasm. The transcript is spliced from 9 exons. NCBI's taxonomy places the organism in Eukaryota, Metazoa, Arthropoda, Insecta, Lepidoptera, Tortricidae. The record is from RefSeq and is a predicted model, not a curated record.
AUAAACUAAGUAAAAACGUUUUUAUAAGUAUUAUGAACAUGUUCUAAAUCUAGAACUUUGACAUAGGGGUUUGUUAUUUGAGUCAUAAAAUUCCUUUACUGCACAUACUGUUCAAGAUAUCACAAAAGUCACAACAUUCCAAUCGUAGAAAUAGACAAUCUAUUCUCACUCACUCGCGGCACUGCCAAAUGCCAAAGUUUCUCCUACGUGAUAAAGUGAACUCAAUUACAGAGAUUGGUAUCGGGACUGCGAUUUCGCGAGUGUUUUAUCUAGUUGUUUUAAAAGAAACUUUCAGAGAACUAAAUAUGCCUAAGUAUUAUAAAGUGGAAAUCAACAAGACGGAAUGGAUUGUGCCAGAGCGAUACCAAAUGCUUACACCCGUAGGAUCCGGCGCUUACGGUCAAGUUUGCUCUGCAAUAGACACCCUACACAACAUGAAGGUAGCCAUCAAAAAGUUAGCAAGGCCCUUCCAAUCGGCCGUGCAUGCCAAGAGGACCUACAGAGAACUGCGCAUGUUGAAGCACAUGAACCAUGAAAAUGUCAUAGGGUUGUUGGAUGUAUUCAGCCCCGAGAAGACCCUGGAAGAGUUUCAGCAGGUGUACCUAGUGACGCACCUCAUGGGCGCCGACCUCAACAACAUCGUGCGCACGCAGAAGCUGUCGGACGACCACGUGCAGUUCCUGGUCUACCAGAUCCUGCGCGGGCUCAAGUACAUCCACUCCGCGGGCAUCAUACACAGGGACCUGAAACCCUCAAACAUUGCCGUCAACGAAGACUGCGAGCUGAAAAUCCUGGAUUUCGGCCUCGCCAGACCCACUGAAACAGAAAUGACGGGUUAUGUUGCCACAAGAUGGUACCGCGCGCCGGAGAUCAUGCUGAACUGGAUGCACUACAACCAGACGGUGGACAUCUGGUCCGUGGGCUGCAUCAUGGCCGAACUGCUCACCGGCAGGACCCUGUUCCCCGGCUCUGACCAUAUUGACCACCUCACGAGGAUAAUGUUCUUGUGCGGGAAACCCGACCAAGAGACCUUUGAGAAAAUUAUUAGUGAAGAGGCCCGCAACUACAUCCAAUCAUUACCUACACUCGUGCGCCGAGAUUUCCGCGAGGUGUUCCGAGGGGCCAACCCGCUCGCCAUCAACUUACUCGAGCUCAUGCUCGAAUUGGACGCUGACAAACGUAUCACGGCAGAGCAGGCGCUGGCGCACAAGUACCUCGAGCAGUACGCGGACCCGAGCGACGAGCCCGUGUCGGCGCCCUACGACCAGAGCUUCGAGGACAUGGACCUGCCCGUCGACAAGUGGAAAGACCUGGUGUGGAAGGAGGUGGUGGAGUUCAAGCCGCACCCGCAGCACAUGAACACCGUGGUGGAGGUUAACCCUGAAUAGUGUUCCCCCUUCCUGUUGUAGCCCCCCCCCCCCCCCCCCCUGUAGGAGUGACAUCGAGACGGUACGCCACUAAUACAGCUUAGUUACAAAAUUAUCUCAUCUUAAUGUUGUCCCGGGAAUCCCGAAUGCACCCUAAAGGAGCCCGGGGUCCGAUUUAGCAACCUAAUCGUAAUUAUUGGCGCAGACGCUAGUUUUAGUAACUUUAGGUAUUUUAAUAAAAGUAAACAAACAAUUUGUGCAUUUUCGGGUAGUUAUAACAUUUAUUAGUUAACCAACCAAAUACAAACCCGCUUGAAUCUGUCACUGAACGACCUGACUUUAACCUACAUUAUUUGAUCAUGUAAUGUUUUCAUCUACCCUCAACUGGCUUAAGAAGCCAUUUGAGGGUAGAUUAUGUGUACUUUUAUUUAAAUACCUAAAGAUACAGAGUAUAGACCUGAGUUAAAGUUUCCUCAAUCUCGUCUCGUAAAAUCAGAGAACAGAAAAAAAAUGGAAUACAAUAUGGCGUCCGAAUAAAAAAUGAUAUCGACGUGAAAAGGACGGUUGGAAUAGUAUUGCAAGUAGGUUGUCCGAGGGCUGCGGCCUCGAUGCCACUGAUCCGAUUGUUCGUGUUUUAAUGUACGGGGACUGUUUCUAUACUGACUACAGUUUACAUGAUACAUAACUUAUAUACUGAAGACUAAAAUACUUAAUCAAAAAUGCGAACAUUGGUCCAGUCUCUAACCGACUGAGCUACCGAGGCUUGUUCGACCAAAGGGGAUUUUUUCUUCCUUCUCUCUGUACUUUGCUGUAUUGAUAUCAUAGAGAAAUAAGAAGUAAUAGAGUGCUCACUCCAUACAUCAGUUUUGGUACCAAAAUGCUUAUUAUAUACGCAGUCGACAUCUAGCAUCGAGUAGCGGGACUCUCAGUACUGCUACUCGACAAUAGAUAUCGCGGCAAACAAAGAGUCUAAUGUUCAAUGAUUUUCAACUAAUAUUAUAACCAGAGUAACCGGAACUCUAUUUUCAACUCCUACGCUUACUCUGGUUAUAAUAUUAGCGGAAAAUCUUUGUUUGCCACCACUGUUUGGUAACAAAACUGAUGUAUGGAGUGAGCACUCUUUUACUUCUUAUUUCUGUAUGAUUGAUAUGUAAAGAUUCUAAACGCAGUUUGCAUUAAGUUAAGAGAGAAAAAUAGUUUUUCGAUUCUAGCGAAAUAACCGUAGUUUUUCUAUGAAAAUUCAUUUCUGGAGAAAACGUUUUCAACUGACUAAAUCUUAAAUCACUUUGAUUUUGGUGUCGAUCGCUUCAGCAUAAUAUAUUCUAGGUUUAUUAUAGGUUUAGCUCUAAAAAAAAUUGUAUUGCAAAUUUUGAAAAAAAAAAAAGAAAAACCUAUAAACCUAGUUUUUCAUUGUGUCAAUAACAUAUAAAAAAUCAUGGAGAAUGGAAUAUAUUUAAAAGUGGAAAAACUCUUAAGGUAUAUUACAGAGAGGGUCGCAGGUUCGAACCCCGCUCGAGGCGGUCAAUGUUUGGAUAAAAACACAACAUUAACUGACAUGUCAUUUUAGUCUUUAGAUUUAGAUAAGAAAACAGACGUUGAUAUGUAUAAAUGAAUGUUAAACGUUUAGAAACAGUCCCUGCAAAUAAUAAGACGGGUUGUCUUUAUGUAUAUUGUAUAUAGAUAUAGGCAUUAUUAUUAAUAAUGAAUUUUAGAACUAGGUCGAGUAUAUUUUAAUGCACUUUAAGUGUGCGAGGGAGAGAUUCCGUUCAUAUCUCUUUGGAAGACAGGGAUGGAAAUAGUUCGACGAAAUAUUGCUACAGGGAAAAUAUUUUGAUUCGUUUUGGUUUUUUGGUGAAUUAAUAUUUAUUAAAGUUUGAUGGUUGCUAUCCUUUCUGAAGUAAUAUGAACGGACUUAUUUUAUAUAAGAUAGAUAAUUCGGAUAUACAGCUAACCAUUACGUUGCUCAAACGGAUAUUAAACUCAGAUGCAAUAGUAUGUUGCAUAUCGAAGCGCGCAAAAAUAUAUAGUACACGCUGUAACUACAAAUUAUCUUAAUGGCUCACCCGGGGAGCCCGGGGUCCGCUUGACUAUCUAUCCCAAGUAUUGGCGCAGACACUAGCUUUACGGAUGUAUUAUACUUCCAGCCUGAAGGGAAAACUAGCUAAUAUUGGGAUUAGUUCGGUUUCCUCAUGUGUCUGGUAAAAUCUCUGAUGAUAUCGUUCAGAGAAGCUCAUUAGAAACUUCGGUGUGAAAGUCGUAUAUGAAUGUAGGUAUAAAUAAAGCUUUGCGUGCUUCCUUGUGCAAGAUAUUAUUGCAUACAUUAUAGAGUAAAUCGUCAAUUACUGGCCACUCUUCAAUAACUGGUCAACCUUGAAUAACUAGCCAUGUUAUGCUAAAAUGAAUUCUGUUUAUACGUGAAUAGAAUUCAUUUUCAGUAUAAGGUGGCCAGGCUCACUGCACUUCAUGUUGGCAUAACUCGGAAGUCGCCUCACCCGUACAUCUUACAUAUCGUCGUUCGUUUCGUAGCUGGCCCCGAACGGCUAAUCCUUUGUCUAUUGUAAGUAAUACCGCACGUACUUCUUACCUCCAUAAAAAAAAGUUUCGUUCGCUUUAACCAGUUUUUGAAAUACGACUGACUACCGGAUUUGACUGACUUGACUGACUGGUUCUUGAAAUACAUAGGAAUUGCAACAAGAUUGAAAUGUAACUAAUGGAAAAAUAUUUUGCGUGGCUGUGGGUGGUCCCUCUCCGGUUACUGAGUGCCGGAGAGCUGAUAGCUACAGAACUAGUCUAAAAUGUGUCAUCGAGAUGCAUAACAAAAGCGCGUUAUCGGAGACCGCACUUACACAAAUUUAUUGAGCGUGCGACUAGCCCGCGCUCAGGUGCCAACAAGAAUUAUUUUUUGCAGGUAGUAGCACGUGCGGUUUUACUUACAAUAGGCAAAGGAUUAGCCGUCCAGGGCCAGCUACAAAACGAACGACUUACUAAUACCAAACCAUUGAACACAAUUGCUGCGUAGGAAGGUCCUUUUCAAUAAAGGUCCGCUAGGACGUAUACUUACAUUGCAUACCUACUUACAGUUAUUGCUCAGUCUUAUAGUCUUAUUUUUCUAACAUUUUAUACCUAGUAAUACACUUAUUCGGGUCCACUGUCAACACAACGUACAGAUUAAACAGACGACAAUUUCACCGAAAAUACAUGGGGGUGUUAGAGUCAGACCAAGAUAAGUUGGCAGCAAUUUUACCAGCCCAGCCUGUGCAAGUCAUAAUUUCAUAGAAGUUUGACCUUCAACAUAACACUUGCACUGUCUGGCCUACGAAAACCACUGCCAACUUAUCUUGGUCUGACUACCGACUUUUAAGGUCCUCUAUCAUUAACUUUCGAUCGAUUCGUAGUGUAACCUUCUGUAUAGUAGUAUAGUUAAGUGAACUAUACUCACAAUAUUUGCACAACACGUACACUAUUUGUAGAGUACAUUCAGGAUCAGCCAAUAUAUUGCAACACACCUGGUCGCCAUGCGAAUACUUGUCACUUGAUGGUGACUACUUAAAAUAGUAAGGAUAACAGUAAUCUAUCAUAUAACUUAGAUUAACGUUUAUAUGCUUUACUAGCGCGUAAGAGUCUCCUCACACCUAUCGACGGCGACGAGUUAUCGGCAAACGCCGAUAGAUUUUUUUUUAUGUCUGUGCAAAAAGAGCGAAAAAGUUGUCGUCCGACUCGGCUUGGCUCGGUCGACGCCUUACUCUGCGUUUUCACUUAAGUGUUCUGAGCAAACAUUUUGUUUUGAUCAAUUGUUCUUCCUAUUUACCUACUAUUGGAGCAAGUGGUUCCAUUAACCGAACGAACGAAAGGUUACUCGCUCAGAACAUGAAGCCAACCGACCUGAUUAGAUUGACGACCGGUCUGGACUAGUUGACCCUGCCUAUGAAGCCGAUGGUCCUGGAUUCGAAUCCCGGUAAGUGCAUUUGUGUAAUGAGCACAAAUAUUUGUUCCCGAGUCCAUGGGUCUUUUCUAUGUAUUUAAGUAUUUGUAUAUAUAUAUAUAUCGUUGUCUGAGUACCCAUAACACAAGCCUUCUUGAGCUUACUGUAGGUCUUAGUCAAUCUGUGUAUUGUGUAAUAAUGCCCUAUAAUAUUUAUUUAUUUAUUAAGUAAAAACGCGGCUUUACGACGCGGCGAAGUUAUUUUCUUUCUUAACGCGUAGCCAAAGCUUAUUUCUAUCGGCUAUUGACGUUAUCGCGUCGAUAUGUGUGGGGAGACCCUAGUACAGUCAGCAUCAAAAGUAGCGGAUAAAACAAGGUUUCAAAAGUAUCUACCAUUCUGAACCAGCUUAACAAAAUGUGGUGGUUCUAUAUGUAGAACAUUUAAGUCGGUAAAAGAUAACUUUUGAAUGUAAAUUAUAGAGAUUUAUCUAUAUUUGGAAAAGUUAUCCGCAAUAUCAGAUAGUUUUGGCGCGUUGUUUCAUCCGCUACUAUUGAUGCUGACUGUACGACAGGGUCUCUUGCCUUAUAAGUGUUAUGAGCAACGCAAUACUUAAGUUAGUGUAGGUAGUGCUUCACGCGGUUAUCACACAUCGAUUCGGGCCCGCCAGCCGCUCCGGUGUGCGAGGGAGACCACUAUGCGGGUAUGUGCCGUCCUGCUCGCACGCCGGACCGACGUGCGGCGUAUCUAAUGUGAUGAUCGCCUAGGCUGUGUCAACCGUCCAGAGGUCAAUAAGCCAUGUCGUCCCACUUUACAUUUUAACCUUUUGAACGCCACGCGUAAUCGUGAACCUUGUCGGUACGCAUGAAGGUUGAUAUUGGGCUGUAGCCGCGCGCGUCAUAUGACAUCGUUGGCGGUCAAAAGGUUAAUUAUUUUCAACGUUUUACUAUUUUUUAUUUUUAUUUAUUUAUUUAAAUAUGAAACAAACGGUCAUACAAAAAAUAUUUUUUUUUUUUUUCAUUUAGAACACAAACAGUCACAUAUACAAAUGGAUUUGAAGUACAAUGUAGAGUACUUAACAUACUUAAGAAUCAUAGACCUGGAGGUUCAUUAUUAAGUACAUAAUGUUAACAUACAUACCAACAGCAUAAAGAAAAUGAAAUAAUUAUUACACUUUCUUCUCUUAAUCUAGACCUAUAGUUUCCAUGUUUGUUAAACAUAUACUAUGAGAAGCCAAUUAUACUAAGUUGGCACUGCAUAUUAUUAUAAAAUUCAGCUGGUUUUUAUUUAUUUACACAAAAGGGACGAUUGGGGCUGGACACCAGUUGUUUCUUGUGUGCUUAUUUAUGCUUUAUAAUUAUAUUGAAGUUUGAAAGUGACUAAGUUAACUUGAAUCGGCGUUCGAGGAAAAAUUUGCAGCAUUUCUCAUUUUGAUUCAACGAAAUAUUUUAUUUUGGGAUUGUGUAAUUAAUAGAAAAGGCCUUAAUAUGUCUAAGCUUUAAAUUUUGCUAUCAAAAUAUUUUUAAAGGCACCACGCCAACACGAAAUUGAGUCCUAAGUAAAUGUGUUUUAGGUUGAUAUUACACUACGCACGCUUACAGUACACUCUUAAAUAAUUUCCUCGAGAGCGAGCCACUAAAGAACAGACGCUAACUACGAAGAAUUUCGUACAUUGCGGGGUAAUGCGCGCGCAUGCGCAUAAUUAUAUUGCUGUCUCGCCGUGAUGCCAGCGGUGAAUGCCUCUGUGCAAUUCCAUGACCAAUCGCUUCCCGAAUAGUGGUUAACGGCAAUGUAUGAUGACCCUCGUGGACGUCAGCUGCCGCUCCGUUGGUGGGCUGAGGAAUGGCAGCUACCGAAACACGUAAAAAAACUUGUCGUCGCCCCCCUUUUGAUACUUUGUCAGAUUAUAGUUUAGAUGCUAUUAUGAAUUUAAAAAAUCGUCAGCCGGUGACCAGCUGACGGUCUUUCCACCGCGAUACAAAUGGCUGACGGUUUUUUAAAUUUUAAAUUGCAUCUAAACUAUCAUCUGCCACAAUAUCAAUCGGGAGGCGAUGACUGACGAUAUUGCCCGAGGUCUGUGCGAUAGAGACGGGAACCAGGCGGGUGAAUGUACGAAAUUCUUCGUUCUUAUUGUCCUUACUUCAGAUGCUGUGUUGUCCUGCCUUGCAAGUAUUAUAAGAGCCUUAGGUUAGUGACGGGAAGUGAUACAAUUUUAAUGUCGCCAUAAUUUUGAUGAUAAUCACGUUUCGUUUAACCUUUCGAACGCCACGCCUAUCGUACGCGGCGCUUAAUCGUGAACCUUGUCGGUACGCAUGAAGGUUGAUAUUGGGCUGUAGCCGCGCGCGUCAUAUGACGUAUUUGGCGUUCAAAAGGUUAACCUUUUGAACGCUACAAUAAGCCGUUAUCAAUGUAAAGAGGAUCCUGAAUCUAUGGCUAAACAUAGAUUCAGGAUUAUGAAGACGCGCAAAGUGGAACGAACGUUAACAUUUGACAAUACAAUGACCAGAACGCGUACAGCGCCAUCUAGUUAACUGUUAAAAAGGCCUACGAUAUAUUUUUCCAUUUUGUGCCUACUUCUCUAUUGUCUUCAUAUCUAGUUUUGCGUAUAACGCUGUAAACUAUGCCCACUUUAGGCGUUGAAAAGGUUAAGUGAUGCAAAAAUGCCGUAAUAUUAUUAACGACUUAAUUUUAAUGAUAGUUGUUGAUUUGUAAGAGUUUAAUGAAGUGAAUACAAAUAUACCUCAUA